Messenger RNA from Coniosporium apollinis CBS 100218, 1710 nucleotides. Its product is annotated as vacuolar protein 8. Gene Ontology annotation, biological process: nucleus-vacuole junction assembly; vacuole inheritance. Gene Ontology annotation, molecular function: protein binding; protein-membrane adaptor activity. Lineage: Eukaryota; Fungi; Ascomycota; Dothideomycetes. Bases 1 to 1710 code for a protein of 569 amino acids. The transcript has 7 exons. The record is from RefSeq and is a predicted model, not a curated record. Gene Ontology annotation, cellular component: fungal-type vacuole membrane.
AUGGGCAUCUCGUCCUUCUGCGCGAAGCUGUGCGGACCCUGCUGUGGGGGUCGCUCCAAAGAUGGCCUCUACGACCCCGUGCUUGCCGAUAGCGAGCGGGAAGCGGUGGCAGACCUACUAGGCUAUCUCGAGAAUAGAGCCGAGACCGACUUCUUCUCCGGCGACCCUCUACGCGCGCUCAGCACUCUGGUAUACUCCGAUAACCUCGAUUUGCAACGGAGCGCCGCCUUGACCUUUGCCGAGAUCACCGAACGAGAGCCAGACGUGCGCGAAGUUGACCGAGACACUCUCGAGCCCAUCCUGUUCCUCCUCCAGAACCCCGACAUCGAGGUGCAGCGGGCAGCCAGCGCAGCACUGGGUAACCUCGCAGUCAACACGGAGAACAAAGUGAACAUUGUGGCCUUGGGCGGCCUUCAACCACUUAUCCGGCAGAUGAACUCCACCAAUGUCGAAGUCCAAUGUAACGCAGUUGGUUGCAUAACGAACCUAGCCACGCAUGAAGACAACAAGGCGAAGAUAGCACGGUCCGGAGCGCUGCCGCCACUGACCCGGUUAGCCAAGUCGAAGGAUAUGAGAGUACAGAGGAAUGCGACUGGCGCGUUGCUCAACAUGACACACUCCGACGACAAUCGGCAGCAGCUCGUCAAUGCGGGAGCCAUCCCUGUCCUUGUGCAACUGCUGGGCUCACCGGACGUCGACGUGCAAUACUACUGCACCACUGCUCUAAGCAACAUCGCCGUCGAUGCAAAUAACCGGAAAAAGCUUGCGCAAACCGAAGGGCGCCUAGUCCAGUCACUGGUACACCUGAUGGAUUCGACAUCUCCGAAGGUGCAGUGCCAAGCUGCGCUGGCUCUUCGAAAUCUAGCCUCCGACGAGCGAUAUCAGCUUGAGAUCGUUCGCGCGCGGGGCCUACCCUCCCUACUCCGACUUCUACAAUCUUCUUACCUGCCGCUUAUCCUCUCUGCCGUAGCAUGCAUCCGAAACAUCUCUAUCCACCCUUCCAACGAAUCACCCAUCAUAGACGCAGGCUUUCUCCGACCACUCGUCGACCUCCUCGGCUCGACCGAAAACGAGGAGAUUCAAUGCCACGCCAUCUCUACCCUGCGCAACCUUGCGGCAAGCUCAGACAGGAACAAGCAGCUCGUGCUAGAAGCGGGCGCAGUUCAGAAGUGCAAACAGCUAGUACUGGACGUACCUCUGAGCGUGCAAUCUGAGAUGACGGCAGCGAUUGCGGUUCUCGCCCUGAGCGACGAACUGAAACCACACCUUCUCAACUUGGGUGUGUUCGAUGUGCUCAUCCCGCUCACAGAAUCGGAUAGCAUCGAGGUGCAAGGCAACAGUGCUGCGGCUUUGGGCAACCUGUCCUCGAAGGUCGGCGACUAUUCUAUCUUCCUCCAGAACUGGACGGAGCCUAGUGGUGGCAUCCAUGGCUAUCUUCGACGAUUUCUAGCCAGCGGCGACCCAACAUUCCAGCACAUCGCCAUCUGGACUUUACUGCAGCUACUUGAAUCGGAAGAUUCUCGCCUCGUGGACCUCAUAAGAGACUCCGAGGAGGUUAUCCAGAUGGUCAAGAGCAUCGCGGAUCGCAACGUCGAAUCAGAUGAUGAAGGAGAUGAAGAUGGGGAGGGAGAGGUCGUCAGCCUCGCACGGCGGUGUCUUGAGUUAUUGGGAGGGAACAACCACGAGCCAAAGACGCUUGUCGAGGGCUGA